Molecule: messenger RNA, 499 nt
Organism: Cydia amplana
Lineage: Eukaryota; Metazoa; Arthropoda; Insecta; Lepidoptera; Tortricidae
Product: chorion class CA protein ERA.1-like
Exons: 2
Coding region: 108-428 (106 amino acids)
Source: RefSeq, a predicted model, not a curated record
AUCUAUGACCCAUUUCCACAUUUCCUUUGCAAUAUUAUAAGUAUAAAAGUGGUUCCUAAACUGGAAUUACCAUUCUGGUUUCUAUUACAGAAGAAAAUACAUUUAAAAUGUCCCGCUUUGCUGUUCUCUUAUUGUGCGUUCAGGCUUUCCUGAUUCAGGCUGCUUUUAGCCAGCAGCAGUGCGGUUGCAAUCAAAACUACGGCCAGUACAGUUCCACCGUGAGCGCACCCAUCAGCUACGCCACGUCCGCGUCGUACGGCGGUACCGGCACCGGGCAGGUCGGCGUGUCCGGCGACAUCGGCGCGAGCGGCACCACCUGUGUCGUCGGCUCCGUGCCCGUGCUCGGCUCCGUCGACUUCGGUGGCAAGGUGGCUGCGGCCGGCUCCGUGUCCAUCUCCGGACAGUGCGGGUGCGGUUGCAAGGCUUAAUUAUUUUUUAGCAAGGAAGAACUGAUGAAGUCGCAAGGAGGUUUUUUAUAAUAAAUAGUAUGAAAUAAAUU